AUCCACGGCAGCAGCAUCAUCAUGUCCCAUCAAUGCAGUUGCGGUCGCGAUCUUAACAACAACUAUGUUGGCUAUACCAGUGCCUAUGCCAACGCCAACACUGGCCUGGAUCGGGAUGCAAAUUCCAGUACCAAAUCAUCGGCAGGAGCACAAACCCAGUUCACUGCCAAACUGAUUGUGGGCACAGUGGGUGCUAUCAAGGAGCUGAGAGAAAAAGAGAAAUCACGUCAUUCCAUGGCACGUGCAGCCGAUCGUCGAAAUUAAGUGACGAGCAACAACAACAGCAGCAGC
Messenger RNA from Musca vetustissima, 291 nucleotides. RefSeq lists its product as uncharacterized. The record is from RefSeq and is a predicted model, not a curated record. NCBI's taxonomy places the organism in Eukaryota, Metazoa, Arthropoda, Insecta, Diptera, Muscidae. Bases 22 to 264 code for a protein of 80 amino acids. The transcript has 2 exons.